Chenopodium quinoa (quinoa) is the source of this 1074-nucleotide messenger RNA. RefSeq lists its product as uncharacterized. NCBI's taxonomy places the organism in Eukaryota, Viridiplantae, Streptophyta, Magnoliopsida, Caryophyllales, Amaranthaceae. Bases 398 to 757 code for a protein of 119 amino acids. The record is from RefSeq and is a predicted model, not a curated record. The transcript is spliced from 3 exons.
CCACAAUCCUCCAAAACAAUGUGUUGUUUUCUUUCGCAAAUGACAUAUCUCGUGUAUUAUCACGAGUACAUUCUAGUUAAAUUAAAAUUAACAUACUAAUAGUAAUUUUGUCAUGUAUUUGGUACUUUGUACAAAGUAUUAUUUUAAGAAUCAUGGGAAAAAAAUUCUAGUUUUGAAAAAAAAAAAAAAAAAAAAAAGUCUUAUUUGUGCUUUUCUUUUGGAGCUCAUUUCUUUUACGCUUGCAAACUUCUCUCCUCCACGGCUCCACCUCCAUUGAACCGUACUCGGAAUCCUCCAUUGAAGCGGCUUCUGAGCUUUCUCUCCUCGAUUGAACUGGCCUCUCCGCUUUCUUUUCUCCAUUGAAGCAACUUUUGAGGCCUUUGAUUAUAACGCUUUAAUGUUAGAACGGAACUCUGAAAAUGUACCUGAGCCCAGGGCAGGCGCCACUCCUGCCCCGGCUCAGGGACGGGCCUUCGCCGAAGAGGCGAAGGAUCCAUUGAGAGAUGUGGAGUGGAAAAACAUGAGUACUACAAAUGAUAAAGUGGAAAAUGGCCAACCAAUUACGAAAAAACGGCUUCCGAAGAAAAUUAGGCAGAUCCCAGAAUGUUAUUUCCUUCCCAGGAAAUCUAUACCCUCUGCAAUUGCAUUUUAUGGAUCCUUUAUUGUAGCUGGAGUUGGUGCUGGCAUGCUUUGGGAAGUUUGGAUCAACAAGAAAGUUAAAGAGGAUGGGGGUAUUAUCUGGGAGUUCAACAAAUGAAGCACUACGGAAUCCAUUGUCUCCAUCACAUUUAUGUAGGCCUUUUCUUUAUCUAGCUGAAUGGUUCCUAACUCUGAAGGGGUUGUGCAUAAAUUUUGUAAGACUUUGCUUUGAAAAGGCUUUUUUUUUUUUGUUUUCUUUCAUUCUAUUUGCUGAUUGAUUUCUUGUAUGACUCACACUGCCUAGUUGAUGAAGGUUUGGUCGAUAUAAAGUGUUGUAGACAUUUUAGUUCAAUGGCUAUGAUAAGGAGAGCAUAAUUGUAUGACUGCCAUGCUUGAUGCAUUAAUGCAGAAACAGAGCUCAUGUGCUUGUACUGA